CCCUCCCCAGAUCGCCUCCUAUAAAUAUCGCCACCGCUCCCUCCUUUUCCCUGACUCUCUGCGAUCUCUCUCUCGUGUCUUCGUUUCGAGGCCUUUCUUCAAUCUAAACUCUUCUGCACUUUCGUUUGAUUUAUAGAGAUUGGUGGAUCGGCUUCCAUGGCUCCGACGACGCAGUACCUGAAAGAAGCUCGAACUUUGUAUUCUCUCUUGAUCUGUUCGUCCUCCACCUUUAUUUGAUCCGCCCCAGCUCUCGCGAUCUAGGGUUUCUGCGAGAUCUCCGCCGGAUUUCGAGCUAGGGUUUUGAUUUGAUUUCAUCUGUCGGAGAAUCGGAGCGAUAGUGAGGAUGCCGUGCGUGGAGGCGACGGAUCCGGCGGCGGCGGACAAGGACGCGGAGCCUUUCGUGGAGGUGGAUCCGACGGGGAGAUACGGGCGGUACGGGGACCUUCUUGGUGCCGGGGCGGUGAAGAAGGUGUACAGGGCGUUCGACCAGGAGGAGGGGAUCGAGGUGGCGUGGAACCAGGUGCGGUUCCGGAGCUUCAGCGAGGACCGAGCGAUGAUGGACCGGAUCUUCGCCGAGGUCCGGCUCCUCCGGGAGCUCCGGCACGAGAACAUCAUCGCGCUGUACCGGGUGUGGAUGGACUCCGAGCGCAGCACCCUCAACUUCAUCACCGAGGUCUGCACCUCCGGCGACCUCCGCGAGUACCGGAAGCGCCACCGCCACGUCUCCCUCAAGGCUCUCAAGAAGUGGUCCCGCCAGAUCCUCAUGGGCCUCGACUACCUCCACAACCACGACCCCUGCAUCAUCCAUCGCGACCUCAACUGCAGCAACGUCUUCAUCAACGGCAACAUCGGCCAGGUGAAGAUAGGGGACCUGGGGCUAGCGGCGAUCGUGGGAAAGAGCCACGCGGCGCACUCGAUCCUUGGGACGCCGGAGUUCAUGGCGCCGGAGCUGUACGAGGAGGAGUACACGGAGCUGGUGGACAUCUACUCGUUCGGGAUGUGCGUGCUGGAGAUGGUAACGCUGGAGAUACCCUACAGCGAGUGCGACAGCGUCGCCAAGAUCUACCGCAAGGUUACGGCCGGAGUGCGCCCGGCGGCCAUAGGCAAGGUCCGCGACCCCGAGGUCCGGGCCUUUAUUGAGCGCUGCCUCGCCAAGCCCCGCGCCCGGCCCUCCGCCUCCGAGCUCCUCAAGGACACUUUCUUCAGUGGUCUCGAUGAUGACGAAAACCCGCCUCCCCCGAGCCUGGCCGCCACCGAGCACUGCAACCCGCCGUCGGCGCCGGACAUGUCCGGCCUUCGGCUGGAUUGAAGGGAAUGCAUGCAUUGGGGGCCGGCUUCUUCGCUAACAACCUUACUGACUGUUCUGUCCUGACGGGUUCUUUCCUCUCUAUUUGCCGGGCGCAGAAAGAGACGGGCUGUGGUGUUUUUUUUUUUUUCUUUUUUCUUCUUUUGGUGAACGUCUUUGUAGUGCUUUUGGGGAUGAAUCGUUGCAACAAGUGUUUUGUUUUUUUAUCUCUUUUUUCCAUUAAUUUGGUUUUAUAUGCAUAUACAUACGAAAUUUAAUUGGAUGUGGUUGGGCGUGUAA
Messenger RNA from Phoenix dactylifera (date palm), 1585 nucleotides. Its product is annotated as Protein kinase superfamily protein. Gene Ontology annotation, molecular function: ATP binding; protein kinase activity. NCBI's taxonomy places the organism in Eukaryota, Viridiplantae, Streptophyta, Magnoliopsida, Arecales, Arecaceae. Gene Ontology annotation, biological process: protein phosphorylation. The record is from RefSeq and is a predicted model, not a curated record.